This is a messenger RNA of Rhizophagus irregularis DAOM 181602=DAOM 197198, 1750 nucleotides long. The record is from RefSeq and is a predicted model, not a curated record. NCBI's taxonomy places the organism in Eukaryota, Fungi, Glomeromycota, Glomeromycetes, Glomerales, Glomeraceae.
ACAUUCGUGUUGAACAAGCACGAGUGAACCGUACCUUAUUUAUUGGGAGAUUAAAUAGGACUAUGAAUGAAGAGGAUAUCCGCAAGCUUUUAGAGCCAUAUGGAGCCGCGGAAGAUAUUUAUUUACUAAGAACUUAUUCAACUGGAAGGAGCAGGGGCUGUGCUUUUGUUAAAUUUUGUUAUCGAGAUGAUGCUAUUAGAGCAUAUAUGAAUCUGCGCCAACAUACAAGUAAUUACGUGAUAGAAUGGGCAGCGAAUUUAGAAAAGGCAGUCCCAGGACCCGAAGACAUUGACAAGAAAUCAAUCUUCGUUGGUCAGCUCAAUCAAGCCGAAGUAACCAAGGAAUCCCUUGCUGAAAAGUUCGGUCGUUAUGGUAGAAUUAAAGAAAUACAAUAUGUAGCGAGAAAAUUCUUGCGAGCAUCAGGUUCACCACGAAGUGCAUUUGCGUUCAUUUAUUACGACGACGAGGAGGCACCGAGGAAAGCAAUCGAAGCUGAAAACAAUACGAAAUACUUUGAUCGGACUAUUCGCGUACAAUAUCGCGAAUCCCAAGAAUUUCGUCAUCAGCAAAUUCAAUUGCUUCGUCAGCAACAGGAGAUACGACGAAAAGCUUUUCAAGAGUCUUAUUACAACGUUAUACCUAGUGGACGUCAACCUAUAAGGCCUCCACCAUUAUCACGCGCGCAAAAUUAUUACGCGAGUGUUCAAAAGACUUCUAUAAGUCAAGGCCGAAGAAACAGUAUCAUUCCAAAGGAGAUACCAAUAAUGACAACCCCUGUCUUUUAUCCACAAGUCAGCAUGGGAGUUCACCAAAUCGGUCCAAACAAAAACACGAUGUCUGGUUCUAACACAAAUGGAAAACAAGAGCCUAAAGGCAAAGGCCCAGAAGUGCAAAAUAAUACUGCUCCUAAAAUGAUACAACCUGAAUUGAUGUAUUAUCCACCUCCGACAAGCAUUCCUACUUCUGUUGGAAUGAUUUCAGCAUAUACAGGAAGUCCUCGAGAAUUUACAAUGCCACCAUAUAUACAUACACCAGAAGGUCUCGCUUAUCCGUAUGCAUCGUCAAUGACAUUUAUGGGAACAAUCAAUCAUAAUAAUGGCGCAUCAUCUGGUCACGAACCGAAGAACACUACUACAUCUAAAGCGCCGUUGGCACCUAAUAUUUUACAUUCCUACAUACCACCAUAUGUUCCUGGACAACCUAUUAAUGAAUAUGGGUUUUCUGAAGUCGUAGGACAUUCAACACAAUAUUGUGGUGUGCCUAUCCCAAUUCAAAUCACGAUGCCACCGCCAAUGUACUUUUAUCCUUCACCACCUAUGGAUCCGGGAUAUAAAACGCCAUACUUACAAACAUUAGAAGAUUAUGCGAGUGGAUACGAAGCUGUUAUUGAAAUUAAUACCCAUACUGAUGAAAAAAAGACUGCAGUCGGAGAAAUAACAAAAGAAGAAGGUUCUUCGAGCUCCAAGGUUCUUGAUAACAAGGUAUAUGCAGACGUUGCUCAGGAACCAUUAAAAAUUUAAACAACGAACGCAAGGAAAUAAUAAUUUUUUUUUUUAAAAAAAAAAAUAACAAUGAAUAUUUAUUAUUGCUUAUAUUGCCAGAAGAAUGUAUAUAUAUUAUCGUCAAGAAAAAUACAUAUUAAUCAGAUGUACAUAUUUGUAUUUUUAUUUCAUAUAACUAAUUAAUUUGGGAUAAUUAUAUUAAAAGAUAUUUAUUAAAAAUAUCAUUUUUGGAUGCAAUAUUUGUAUAA